Molecule: messenger RNA, 3107 nt
Organism: Carassius auratus (goldfish)
Lineage: Eukaryota; Metazoa; Chordata; Actinopteri; Cypriniformes; Cyprinidae
Exons: 6
Coding region: 1068-2681 (537 amino acids)
Source: RefSeq, a predicted model, not a curated record
AUAUGUUAGAACUAGGCCCAGUCUAUAACAUGCAAUAAUAAGCCACCUUUUCAAUGGGUUUAUUUUUUAUGGCAAAAUACACACAUCCCUAAAUGUAAUCUAAACAUUCGAAGUUAAUAUCCUGUGAGUCAGAGUAAAUUGUGACGCAAAUCAAGUCUCGUGAACUAUAUGUACACUGUAAAAAAUUCCUGUAAAUUUACAUGGAAAUUUAACAGCAAAUUACUGUUUCCAUGUAAUAACAGCAUUUUGCUUUUUUUUACAAUGCAUUAUGGGAAGACUUGUUCACUUCGGGUUGCGUGGUCGAUCAACAACAAUUUGACACUGUUAUUUAACAGUAUUAUACCCUAUUUUCAUCCAAUGAGCACAAGGCGCCAGUUUGGAAUAUCAGAUUGAGGUAGGUUUGCAACUUAUUAUUUUAUUAUCUUUAAAUGACCUAUUACUUUAAAAUAUAACAUCUUAAACUUCUAAUAAAGCUUCUGUGAUUUAAAUCAGAUGCCUCAAUUAAAUUAUGUGUUUUAACUUAACGUUAUAGGCAAAUAAUUGGUCGACGGAUCCCAGACUGCCAUCAUACAGCCAUCUUUAUUACACAAACACAGAAAGACAUCAGCUUCUGCAGGCGUUUCUUCAUGCUGGUGAGCUCUUCCCUCCUUCUAUUGUAGCAGAAAAGGCAACAGAGUUUGUGGUGAGUGACUACAAUGAUGUCAUAAGAGAGUCUGUAUCUGGAUAUGAUUUUCAGCCUGAAAAUUCUUUGGUUUCUCAUGAGGCAACUGUGAAAGGCACAACAUACAAAAAAAACAUGUAUGUUGUCAUUCAUGAAACUGAUGAGGGGCUUAUUGUGGGGAGGAUUGUGAUGACAGUCAUACACAAUACUUCAGUGUACUUCAUCACAGAACUUUUCCAAACUUACAGUAUCCCUGACAUGGGUGUUCAUUGCUUGACACCAAUGAAUGGAUCCUACACUUGUGUUAAUCAGAAUGACCUUCUGGAUUAUUAUCCAUUGUCAAAAUACACAGUGUUUGAUAUGUCUGUAAUAGUUCUUCAUCAUUCUUUUGUCUCAAUUUAAAGCAAUGUCCGCCUUGGUCGGAGAACUGAGGGAAAUCAUCCUCAGGGCUUUGCCGUCAAAUGAUGAGAACACCACACAGCUUUUGAUUGACAAACUUGUAGGCUCGGGAUUGGAAUCCAAAGAUGAUCUUCAGUUUGUUCAACAAGAAGACAUCAGUGACAUACUACCAACUAUAAAACUCAGAAAACUUCUCAAUGCUUUUAAAAUGGAGUCAGAAACUGUCACUUUGGAUCUCACCACUAUGCAGCACACUCCUUCCUUAUCAGCUGGGAGCUCCUCACCACAGCCAUGCUCUUCUAAUAUGUCGGUAACUACUGAUGGAGGAUCAAGCAGUCUUGAAAACAGUCAACCAUCUACAUCCCAUUUUAGGAAAUCGUGGUCAAAUACCUUUCAGGUACCAUGGCAGCUCAUGCCUGCAGAAAUUCAGUCUGCUCUCUCUUCUGGGAAGAGACCUUCACCACCAGCAAGAAGACAAAUGGUCAGGGUGCUUGCCGAUGAAAUGAGAAAAUUUGAGCCAACACCAACACGUGCACAGUGUCUUACUAUUUGUAAAGCGAUUGUCCAUCAAUAUCCCCAGAGCUUUGCGGAUCAACUUCAUGAUGGCCGAGUUGUAGGGGAAGGUUACAGCUCACUUUUGGCCCAGAUCAAGAAUAGAAUUGAUAACCUCAGCCGGGCCACUAGCUUCCGACAGCACCGGUCAGCUGCCAGUGGUCUUAAAAGAGGACCCACUGACACAUAUGGUUGCACCCGGUUUCAGCCUGAUCUUCCUUUAGAUGAGACUGAUGUCUCCAUUGAGACUAAACGUAAGAAGCUGGAGGAUCUAUUCUGUCAAGAAGGUGCAAAGGGAGCUGAGAAAGCUGAGGUUGAAAAACUGAUGGAGACAACUUUCUGCCUGCAACGGAGCCAAAUAAAUAGUGUGCCAGCACCUUCUGUUGCGGAGUUGAUGGAAAAGUGGCCAUACCUCUUUUUUCAGAAAGGCCUGUUCGCCCAUUUUGAGCUGCUCACUGACAUUAAUGUCCUGCGUGCACUUGAACUUUCUAUGGAGGAGUGUGGAAAGAGCAUCUUAGAGUUUUUUAAAAGCAAGCCUACCAACUCAGAAGUCAAGUCAAUCCUUUCCAAAGAUGAACCCAUUGAUUCAACAUACCAAAUUGUUCAACUCCUAAUGGCUCACUUCAUGGAAAAGCAAGAUGGACUCAUUCUUCAAGAAAAUAUGUCUGCCACUCCUGCUGACCUCGAAAAGAUGGGGAACCUGCCUGUGAGUCCUCGUUUGAUCCUGCUUGGUGAUAAUCCGGGCCAAUGGAUGAAACAAUGGAUGAUCAGCCUCGAAGGCCGAAUAAUCUGCGAGGGUGUGCAGCCAACCUUUAUCUCUGGACUUGCUGCAUUGUUCUCUUCGUAUUACAUUUUUAAUUUGCAGUACCAAGAGGAAGCAGCAUCCACACUAGAAUUCCUUCAAAGACGUUUUGUUGGAAUUAAUCCAGAAAAGGGGACCAAAGCUGCAAGGGGAAAGGUGAUGUCCAAAAAAUCUGGGAAAACCGUGCAGAAGAAGACCAUAACCGUCAGUAACAAAGUUUCAAAUCUUUUAAAAAGACUUAUGGACUUUGAGUGGCACUUCAUUUAAAAUGUACCUGACACUCCCCACUCAUGCAGUUUGUUUUCAGAAACAUUGUCAUCUGGUGUUAUAUUUUGUUUAUACAGAGUUAUUUAGAUAUUAAAAAAGGCUGGUGUUUUUUAAAGCCUGAUUUAAGAGUUUUUAUUUAUUUUUAUUAUUAUUUAUUUUAAAUAAUUACUUUGUCUUAGUGCAACUGUUUUUGGGCUAAUGUUUGCCAAAGCCUCAUUUGACACUAGAUUUGUAUUUUAUAUAGAGGUAAGUCAAUUCUAUAUAUUUUGUAUUUGUUUGCUUUUUCUUAAGCCAUUUUUGCAUUUUGAUGGGUGCUUAAUUGUAUGCACUGAAUAGUACUUGACUAGUAUUUUUUUAUUUGCCUAUUUUAGUUUAAAAUAAUUGAGCAGAAUUUAUCUGGUGUUGUAUCAGAAUAAUAAAAAAAAA